AUGUCGAUCCAGCUUCAAAGUCCUCCUCCGAAACGACUCCUUGGCGAUCGAUCGCGGGAGCGAUCGAUUCCGACCGCGCUCGUCGUUCCACCUAUUCCCUUUCCGUUUCUAGUUUUUUUUUCCUUUUCUGGAAAGCCCAGUCGUCCGCCUAUUCCCUUUCCCCUUUCCAUCCCCUCCUCCACUGCAGCUGCCCUGCUGCCCCCUCCUCGGCGAGGCGCCUCACGAGCGCCGCGAGGUCAGCGCGGGAGCCGCGCCCGCACGAGCGCCGCGAGGGAGGUGGCCAAUACGGCGAGGCGCCGCGCCCGCACGAGCGCCGUGAGAUCAAAGUGCAGCAGCAGCCAAUACGGCGAGGCGCAGCGACUGCACGGGCUCCGCGAGGUCCAGGGGCGGAAGCAGCCAAUACGGCGAGCGGUGCCUGUCCGGCGACCAUACGGCCUCCGCGGCGUGCUCGACCUUGCUCCUACGCCUCCUACCCGGGCUGGACCUCCCCCCGGGCGUCGUCCCCACCCGCAUCACCAAGCUCCCCAACGGCGUCCGCGACUCGGCGUCGCCUCCGAGGAUUUCCAGGGAGCAGCACAGGGAUGGCGAUUUUGGCAGCUCUGCUCUGAUGAUGCCGUCAGAGCACAGCUUGCUCGUUUUCAGCAUGAGGAAGAAGAUGAUUUGACAGGGAGCAGCACAACUUGCUUGUUUUGUUUCUCUGUAGCAAGUUAUUCUAUAAAUACUGAACACUAUGCAAGGAAAUCAGCAGCUGCCAUUGUUCAAGAAUCAAAUUAUUGUAUGAAUUCUGAACAUUUGCAAAGAAACUGUUGCUCCUUUGGAUCGAUGCCGGAGGCGGGACUGACUGACUCACCGCUGUUUCUUCAUCCGCAACACGUUCAGAUUAACACCGAGGCUCCCUGCCGUUCACAGCGUCUUGCCAAGUACAAUACUACAACCAGCUUCUGAGGAUCGAGGAGGAGCUGGGCGACGCUGCGGUGUACGCUGGCCUCAAGUUCGCCUGACUUCCAUCAAAGUGUAAUCAUGUUGUACACAGUACACUGUUCUCCAUCGGCGUCGACUCCCAAGCAUCGGCAGCAGCUGGCAUGACGAGCACUGCACAAGGUCCCUGCUGCCUGCUGACUGUCAAUGGCUCCCUUCCCUGCUGCAGGUAGCAUCUUCACUUAUUCAGUUCAGACAUGCAGAGCAAAAAAUAUGUGGCCAGCUGAAUUCUAAAUAACGACGUCAGUUCAGACAUGUUAAGAGAAUCAGCAGAUUUCAUUGUUAAGAGAAUGAGCUAAUUCUCUGAAAAUCGUUUUGUUUUUCUGUAGCAAAUUAUUGUAUGAAUUGUAAACAUUUGUGCAAAGAUACUGUUGCUCUGAACAUUAUUCAAACAACAGAGAUAGAGCACAGUCUAUUGGUAUAUACAUGAGCAUUAAGCUAGGAGAAUUCUUAGCUAAUCCUUGAUGAGACAUUGGUGUGCUGAAUUAUCUCUGUUACCCACCAUAAUUUAUUUUUUUAUAUGAAAUAUGCAUGCUUGUAUGUGUUGUCCCAUUUUUUAGUACUUGCGGUGUCAUCUUCAAUUUUUUUUCUCAUAAAUUAUGAUUUUGUUUAGUUAUAAAUUUUUAGGUUUCUAAUCUGGUGCCUGCUACUCCUUUUGACCAUUUUUGCAGGUCGUAGUUGAAAUAGACCCACAAGACAGAAAUCAGCUCCGGAUUAGUCCUUCCGAAGCUGAGUUAUUUUACAUCAGUUUACCCCCUUUUAGCAGCUGCCAUUUUUUUCGGAGGAGAAAUUCAUUCUCAGAUCACAAGAACCACAGAACCACAGAACACCAAGGGUAGCAGAUUCUCGCUACUCCUACUUCAAGAAUAGCGUGGCCUCCGAACAUUCAGCAAAACAGGGACAUUGUGAAUUUACUAGAUUGCGACAAGUCUACACAGGGAAUAGGCCGAGUUUGCAAUGAGCAGCUUUGCAGAGCUACUAUGGCCUGAGUUCUCAAAGAGGAGAUGGCAUGGAUUUAAGUACAUUAAUGUCCUUGUACAGCAAGGGAAGCUCCCAAGGUAUUGGAAGUGAAAUACUCCCAAAUUCUUCUUCUCCGCCUGACAGUACACAAAGCAUUGGAAGAGGCAACUGGGCGACCAAAGAAUUAGUUCAUUGGUUCCAUACGCCAUGGCAGAAAGUGGAGGCCGAUCCCCAGGAUGACCCUUUCUGCCGGAUUCAAUUAAGAUGACGAAAAGUUUUUUGCCAAGGCCUUUUUUCCAGUAUGCGUUUGAAUAUGGACACAGACUCAAAGAACGGUGGGAUCUUUAUGUGGUCGGGCUCCAAGUGGACCUUCAACCAUGAGUCCUUCACCUGUCCGUUGCUCGACGGUCUGCCCAAACCUGUGCCGGGUCGUAGGAUGAAAGCUGCUUUUACUGAGUUCUACUCAAUGUAGCGGCGCAAUAGGAGUUAUUUUUGUAUUACCGCUCUGCUAUUGCAAGCUUCAUCUGGAUCUGUUAUGUCAUCCAUAUGAGCUAAGUUGAGAGGGAAAUGGAAGAGGAGGCUUGGUUCGACAUGAUCUUCUGUCACGUCAAUCCUUGUUCCUCAGAGCGGCGAUCACACAACGGACGGGAUUAUGGAGUCGUCAAACGACAUUACAGUUGCAUCAAAGAUAGAAAGAAUCCUCAAGAUCCUGGUGCAUUCUUUUUUGCUGUCGAAACUGAAGAAAGAAAGUGCCAGAACAACAUCCUGUGUUCAUUUUCUUUUUAAUUUUCUUCCACGAGAAUCAUGGUUCUGUAAACACAGCAGCAGUUUCAAAAUGGCUCAAAAAGUACAAUGCAUUCUUUGU
Molecule: messenger RNA, 2803 nt
Organism: Triticum aestivum (bread wheat)
Lineage: Eukaryota; Viridiplantae; Streptophyta; Magnoliopsida; Poales; Poaceae
Exons: 9
Coding region: 1-945 (314 amino acids)
Source: RefSeq, a predicted model, not a curated record